Messenger RNA from Dreissena polymorpha, 3866 nucleotides. Its product is annotated as general transcription factor IIE subunit 2-like. Gene Ontology annotation, biological process: transcription initiation at RNA polymerase II promoter. Gene Ontology annotation, cellular component: transcription factor TFIIE complex. Bases 193 to 1155 code for a protein of 320 amino acids. The record is from RefSeq and is a predicted model, not a curated record. The transcript is spliced from 7 exons. Lineage: Eukaryota; Metazoa; Mollusca; Bivalvia; Myida; Dreissenidae.
UAUGUUGUCAGUUAUCUCCCUUAUAUAUGAAUUUUCCAAUUUUUAUGUGUACUGUAGAUAUGUGAAGACUGCAGUAAGAAGAAUAUGUUGGUGUUCACAAAGAUGUGACAAUUAUUUGUUUGAUACACUUAAAAAUUUCAGUAUGCUGUGUGUAAUACAUCUUCAAUUGCGGGCAUAAGAAAAAACUGUAGAAUGGAUCAAGAGCUUAUUCGUCAGCGAGAGCUCUUCAAAAAAAGAGCUUUAGCUCAGCCUACUGUGGAGAAAAGGAAGCUGAAAACAAGCUCAGAACUCGACAAGCCAUCCAAGAAACCAAAACCUGCACCAAAAGUGAAAGAAUCAAGUAGCAGUGCAAGUUUUGAUUACAAAACUGCUCAAGGGAGCUCACAGUACAAGUUUGGUAUCCUUGCAAAGAUUGUGAAUUUCAUGAAAAAGAGGCACCAAGAUGCUGACUUUUAUCCCCUGUCAUUAGAUGAAAUUCUUGAUGAGACAAAUCAAUUGGAUAUUGGGAAUAAAAACAAGCAUUGGCUGGCCACAGAAGCUCUACCGAACAACCAAAAACUUGUGCAAAGUGAGGAAGAUGGUGAGAAGAAAUAUGUGUACAAACCCAAGUACAAUAUACGAGAUCGCAAGGCACUGUUGAAUCUCCUGAAACGAAAUGAUCUCAAUGGUAGUGGAGGCGUUCUUAUGGAUGAUGUUGAUGAAAGCCUUCCUAAUGCAGCAGCAGCUAUAUCAAAACUAGGGGACAACAUUGUCACAGUAACUAGGCCUAAUGACAAAAAGAAGAUACUGUUCUACAACGACAAAGAUUCAACAUUCAAAGUAGAUGAAGAGUUCACAAAACUUUGGAGAGAUAGCAACUUGAUAUUUGGCAUGCAUGUGUAUCUCAUGGAGCUGCCUAUUUUGAGUGGUGAAAGGUCAAGGUCCUCCUUCAAGGUCAAAGGAGUGUCAGUGGAAGGGCAGGAUGAAAAGAAAAUCGAAGAAUAUCUAGAGAAACAGGGAAUCACCUCUCUACAGGAUAUGGGCCUGAAGAAAGUGAUGCCAUCACAGAAAAGAAAGAAGAAUGCUGGGAACAGGAGAUUCAAGAAGCACAAUGAUCACUUGGCAGGCGUCCUGCAAGAUUAUGGAGAGUUAAAGGCUAGCAAGGCAGACAAAUGAGUGCAGUGGUGUCGUAGUGUUCUCUCAACCAUUAGCAUAAUAAUGCCUCUCGCUAAGAGAUUAAUGGGGGUUGUAAGCCAACAAAGCUGUAAAAAGAAGUGUUGUAGAUUUCAUUCAACCAAAUUCUUACUACAUGUAAUUCACAAGUUUUCCUUGUGUAAAAGACACUACCCAAGAGGCUAAAUUUUGUGUUUAAAAUCCUAAAUGAUUGUCCUGGAUUUUAAAAUGUAAUGGUAAGUUGGGGUACAGACAAUAACGAGUCAGAGAAAUCAACAUUUCUCCGUGUUAAAAUUGUUUGAUAAAUUUUGAUGCAGAUCAUAAAGAGCCAGAUUAAGCUUAACUUCUGUAUUGGUGCAUGAUGUGGUAAUGUCUCCGUUGAUGGUACAGAGCCUCACUUUAUAAUAUGGUGAUGCUUGUUUCAAGAUAUAAAUGAUUAGUAACAUAAUAAAGCCUAACAUGAAGAAACAACAUGAAAAUGAAGUAUGAUCUUCAUGAAUUAUGGAAAUAUGUAAUAAAACUUGUGUAGUAUUAAUGACAUAAGAAAUAUAUAUUUUUAUAUGUUUCCAGCUCCCGCUUAUCAAGUGCAUUUGUUGUUGAUUUGUUCAUAAAAUUGUUAUAUAUUUUCAAAAGCUUCAUUUGAAAUUCUAUGUUUUCCUCAGAAAGCCCUGAGUAUUGCAGAACAUUUUUCAGGUGAAAAUGUAGUUUAGAUAAAUCCUUGUUCUGCUUAAUUGAUUUAAACUGUAUUAUUUGCCAGGUCUGAAUUGUUGUAAUUCAAACAAAAAUUACUGUGAGUUUUCUGAAAGUGCAUGUAAAAUUAUGAGUACAUGCUCAAUCAACAUGAACACAGACUUAAAUAGUGUUUUUAUUAUUUUUUGCACUGAAAAAGGCUGGCACUCAUAAAGGUCCGUUUUUUUAUCAAUAUGUUUCCAUGGUAAUUAAUUAAUAUGACUAAGUUGUAGCUCAAAUUUCACUUUCUUUAAUGUACUGCACGUUUUGAUUCAUAAAUGUACGGUAGUCCUUUAACUAUUAAAUGAAAAAAUUAACAAAAGAGUAUAUCAAAUGGUAGAUAUUCAACAUCUGAUUUUAACUGUUUCUACUACAGGUUUAACAUACAGACAUAUUUUGGGGGUUAUUUUGUGAGGUCACUGUCUUAGUUCCAUUACUCUGAUGUUCAAUAAGGUACAAAUUUCCCCUUGUUUGUACAAAGACAAUUGGUUGAAGUAAACUUGCAAAGUGCAUCUAUGUUUUAUUGUUUCCACGAUAAGUUUUAAAUUGAAACUUCAUUUAUGUGUUUGAAGUCAAUUUGUGAGAUCACUUACCAAGCUCCAUUAGUCUUACCUGAAAAUUGGAAGAAAUAUGCCCCUUUUAUACUUCAGGAAAAAUUAUUGUGCAACGCCUUACGAUGAAUUGGCCCCAUUGGUGAAAAAAGGUACCAUGUGACAAAUAAAUUGAAUGUCACAUGGUACCUUUUUGCACCAAUGGGACAAAAAUAAUGAAAAACAAAACAUUGGUUUGAAUUUUGGGCCAGUAAGGUCAAAGAUAAGUUUGCUUUAGCUAAAGGUAUUGUGUUUAAAUAGAGUGUAUAGGUAAAUAACAUGUUGAUCUAUAUAGAAAUGGCACUUUGGUUAAAUGGGGUCAAUGACACAGUGACAUAAAUUAGAAAAACAGUUUCCACUAAAUAAUUCGAGCUUAAACGGAGGCUUUGUACGUUUUUAUACAACCGUAAAAAAAAGGGACGUAUUAUAGUUUCACCUUGGCGACGGGCGGGCGGCAACCACAGCAGUUUCCGCUCUCUAAUUCAAGUUAUAAGUUUUCAUCCAAUCUUCACCAAACUUGGCCAGAAGUUUUAUCAAGACAAUAUCUAGGUCAAGUUCGAAUAUGGGUCAUGCCGGGUCAAAAACUAGGUCACUGGGUCACUUAGUGCAUUUCAAGCAUUUAGCAUGGUGUCCGCUCUCUAAUAGAAAUAGUUUUCAUCAAAUAAUCACCAAACUUGGUCAGCACUUGUAUCUAGAAAAUAUCUAGGUCAAGUUUGAAUAUGGGUCAUGCUGGGUCAAAUACUUGGUUACAGGAAUAUUUAGUGCAUUUCAAGCAUUUAGCAUGGUGUCCGCUCUCUAAUUGUAGUAGUUUUCAUCCGAUCUUCACCAAAUCUGGUAGAAGUUGUGUCUAGACAAUAUCUAGGUCAAGCUCAAAUAUGGGUCAUGCCGGGUAAAAAACCAGGUCAUGAGGUCACUUAGUGCAUUUCAAGCAUUUAGCAUGGUGUCUGCUCUCUAAUUGAAGUAGUUUUCAUCUGAUCUUCACCAAAUUUGGUCAGAAGUUGUGUCUAAAUGAUAUGUAGGUCAAGUUCAAAUAUGGGUCAUGGUAAAGUUAUCAAGUUGUCCAAAACCUUCAAACGGGCGUGUCUUGUGACAGUUUGGCACUCUUGUUUGAGUUGGUGUAAACAGGGUGCAGGGUUAACAGAGUUCAAAUGUGGUUUGCAAAAAUCUUUAGUGCAUUAAAUACCGUUUUCCUUGCAGUUUGUUCCAAUAUCUUCAGAUUUAAGAAUAAAUCCUUAAGUAGGUCUUAAAUGGAUGCCAAAAUUAACGUUGCGUGCAGCAUAAAAAGUGUACUGAAUUCUGUACACCUAUGUUUUUAGCCAAGAACACAGGCUUAUUUAAUAAAGAAAUUCUGUUGUAUUUCACAUUUUCAUAAGCAGCAUAAAUAACUGUCUUUUA